This is a messenger RNA of Myripristis murdjan (pinecone soldierfish), 2058 nucleotides long. It is a transcript of the gene fancc, whose product is annotated as FA complementation group C. NCBI's taxonomy places the organism in Eukaryota, Metazoa, Chordata, Actinopteri, Holocentriformes, Holocentridae. Bases 175 to 1914 code for a protein of 579 amino acids. Gene Ontology annotation, cellular component: Fanconi anaemia nuclear complex. The transcript has 15 exons. Gene Ontology annotation, biological process: cellular response to oxidative stress; interstrand cross-link repair; nucleotide-excision repair. The record is from RefSeq and is a predicted model, not a curated record.
GGAAGAGGGAAGUUCAGUUUGUUUACAUCGCGGGAGAGAAAGACAGCUAUCUCUGAGGAUGGACGGGGUGUGGUGAAGCCUCUGCUGUGUAGAAGAUCUGCUUUGAUGGCUGGACGUCGUAUUUACAGCUCCUAGCUAAAUUCAUCUGGACCCAGUACAAAUCCUUGGAGCCUCAUGUCUCAGCCACUGAUUGAGCCCCAGACAGAGCCGCUGCUGGAUGUCCAGGAGAUGCAGUUCUGGCUGGGGAAAGUGGUGGCUUGGGGCCAGGCUGACAGCCCAGAGACCCAAAAGGACACCUGCCUACACCUCAGUAGACUGAGGGAUUUCCUGCAGCUGCUCCUCACACACAUCAGCAACAUGGGCUCCACUACAGAGGCCAUGACGAGGCUGCCCUUCCUGGGCCAGUUCCUGGGUCGGCUCUGCUGGAACCCUUACGUCACCGCUGAUGCUGUGAGCAGACGGCUGCUGUUCCAGAGUCUGUGGGGUUUGUUCUCAGAGCAUCCAAACAAUGCCGUGGAGAGGAAGGCCAACCACUGGAUACGGAGAGUGUUGUGUCAGCUUGCUACAGAAGAGGACGAUGCUGUGACCGAGGCGUUGGUGAAGCACAUGGGUGUACCGACAAAAGAGUACCAUCUCCAAGUCCUGAGGAAGAUGGUGGCAGUGCUGUCAGAAAAGGUUGGGAAGGGCUGCAGUUCUCUGGGCAACCCAAGUCAGAGGUGUUCAUGUGAGAGCCUUCUGGCUGCAUCAGAAGCCUGUGUUCCCCUGGUCACUUAUUCCGAGGCUGCUCCUCUGAUUGGUACACUGCUCCAGCGACUGAUGACUUGUGCUAAGGCAGCUCUUAGCAAAGACUUCCUGGAUGCUGUAAGCUCUGCCUACUCCAGCCAACUCUUGUUUUUGGAGGAGCAGGCAGUCAUCUCUCUGUGGUGUCACAGCCUGCCCAGCCUGGAGAGGGCAGUGCUCAGUCUGCUGGAGUCUGCUCUUACCAAAACAGGCAUGACACUACACAGCAUGGAGCAGCAACUCACACAGUCUGUGCUGCCUAAAGCCUGUGCUCAGCACUGCUCGCUAUUCUUGAUCGUAAAUGACAUCUUCAGGUCCAUCCUGAAGCAAGCAGAAGGGAAUGAGUCUGUGUUGUCACUUAUCCAAACCUUCACCAGCAGUUUUCUCAGGGAACUGGCACUGCUGCAGCCUCAGAAGUGUGUGUCCUUGAAGGCCUUCUUCCCAAACACACAUCAUGAUUUACUAGUUCCUCUGCUGACGCAGCCAUCAGAGAUGCCUGUGGAGGCUUGGAAAGAUCACCUGAACUGGCUCAGCAGCUCCCUACAGAGACUGACAGAGGAGGAAGAGGAGAGAGAGACCAGGGGGCAGUGUGUUGUGUUUGAGGCCUGGUUCCUGCUGGUUCAGUGUGCCCACUGGGUGCAGGCAGCUGUCCAGCUGUUGGUGACAGCAGGGCCUGACGACUGUGGCCCGCUGCUGUGGCUGCUGACCUUUUACCACCACCCCACCAACAGGGGGCACCACAGGACAUUGCAGCUGGUGAAAGCCAGAGAGGCCUGGGACCACCUGCGGACUCUCUUCCUGGUCGUAGCUCCCCCUCUUCCUGUUACACACCUGCAGUCAUUGGUUGAACUUGUGACACCCAGCCAACAGCAGCCGUCCCUGGCUCCUCUACUGGUCCUUAGACUUUUGGUGAACUUUACUGUUUUCUGCCAAAACUCACAGAGUUGUCCAACAGAGAUUUUAAAGACGGUGGUGGAGCGGUCUGGCCUGGUUGGUGAAGCAGCGUGUGUUCUCAGCUCAGUGGAGCUCAGACUCAACGGUGGAAGCUGCUCAUCAAGUGAUGCUAACAGAGUUCAGCUCAGGAUCCAGGCUCUCCAAAACAUGCUCUCAGACAUGCAUAUGGAGCCCUGCUGAGAACCAAACACACACACAUGCAUACAUAUACGCGGCCAGGUGAGAUCGAGGACACACACACACGCACACUAGGGCAUUGACGAUGCCAGACUUUUUCACGUCGACGUUUCAAGCAAUGUCGUCGACGUUACGUCGACCCGUCAA